Molecule: messenger RNA, 2686 nt
Organism: Prorocentrum cordatum
Lineage: Eukaryota; Dinophyceae; Prorocentrales; Prorocentraceae
Source: the annotation of a GenBank genome assembly
AUGGUCGGCGACGCGAACUUGGACCACAUCGUCGAACCCAAAAAGCGCAUGCAGAGGACGAUCAUGAACGCGGUGGCCUUCCGACUGCGCGAGGCCACCCUCGAUGGCGUCCAGGAGCACUACCGUGCGUGGCUGCGGCAAGCAGGCGGCGCCGGAGCAGGCAGCUACUCGUGCGUGCCCCAGCCUGGCAACCAGGUCGUCGGGGGACGCAGCGAGAUCUGUGACAUCUUGCGGCGCUUCGUCAAGGCGCACAUCGACCCUCGCGCGCUCCGUGAGCAACGGCUGGGCAACUUACGAUUGCUGACCCUGGCGGACGCGACGGUGGACGACGAGGAUGAGAGGGCCAAGCGGCGCCGCUACGCAGGGUUCAACAUCUCCCCGCGCGUGCUUGAGCUGGGGAGCCGCCUCGGCGACAGCGCACAGGCGCCCGUCCGCAUGUUGGCAGUCAUGGCAUUCGGCGAAUCGCGAGCUCCCGUGCUGACGGCAGGCCGCGCGCCCGCCGGCCGCGGCAGCCCUGCGGCUCCCCGCGCUGGCCGCGCUCUGCACCUCGGCCGCCGGCGCCGCGCUGCCCGCGCGCGGCGCGGCGCGGGCGUGGGCGCCCGCCGCCCGCGGGCGGGCGCCGCCGUGCGCGCGCGGGGCGCCCCGUCGGCGCCCGCGCCCGCGCGCGGUGCUCGCGGCGCGCGCGGGGCCCCGGGCGCGGCGGGCGGCGCGGCGGGCGCGCGGGCCCACGGGGCGCUCUGCGGCGCGCUCGCCGCCUGCGCCCGGGGCGCGGCGGCGGCCGGCGCGGCAGUGGGUCUGGUGCGGAUGCGGGUGGCGCCCUGGCUGAGGGAGCCCCGCGACCUGGACGAGGCGCGCGGCUUUCACGACAAGAGGAGGGUCGAGGAGAAGUGGGGCGUCUUCGCGAGUCCCAUCAGGCAGAAGCCGUUGAAGGACCGGCUGAACGAGGUUACGCCGUACCAGGACAUCGUGGACGAGGUGGAGACCAAGUUUUUCGGUAAGGGCGGCAUGAAACGGGCACGUCAUGCACCUCAGAUAAUGCUCAGGCCUGGUCAGAAGAAGCCGAAGCCCACUGCGUUGGACCUUCAGGCUGAUGAUAUGAAGCAUUCGAAGUUCUUUCGUUUCGCCUCUGCCGGCCUAACCGAAACAUCUGAGUGGCCAGAGCCGAGGGCAAGGUAUCCAGAGGUGGCGUUCGCUGGCAGGUCCAACGUGGGAAAGUCCUCCCUCUUGAACAAGAUGGCCAUGUUCGGCUCUGUAGCCAAGAUCUCCUCGAUACCCGGGGAGACCAAGAGAGCAGUGUGGUACCGCAAUGAAAAAAUGCGGCUUGACCUCAUUGAUUUGCCAGGUUAUGGUUACGCUGAUCGUGCAGUGUUGUUCGGGCCUGCCGCUAUCGAGUUUGUGAUGCAACGAACUUCCCUGAAGGCGCUCUACGUGCUAAUCGACGCACGGCAUGGGUUCAAGCGCGCGGACCACGACUGGCUCGGAGAGUUGGGCAACAAAGGUCCCAUGAAGCAGAUCGUCCUCACCAAGUGUGAUCUGGUCACUCCGAAAGAAUUAAUCAAGAUGGCAUCCUUGGUACGAUCCGACCUUGAAGGCCACAAAAGGAUCGAGCGGAAGUUGAUGAUGGUGUGCACUCCGUGGGGCCAUGGACUUCAUGAGCUUAGGCAGGACAUUUGCAAGCGGUGCGACCGUAGCGAGAAGCCAAAGAAGGGUCAGCGCUAUGAUGCAGACCCCUUGUUGCUGAGCUCUGCGGAGGUAAACGAGAUGUCCGUGCCGCUUCCGAGCAGCGACGGGUGGGACAGCGUGAUGGGCAACGACCCUCCCGACGAGACAGAGUACCUCAAGAAGAUGAUCGUCGAGAGCAAGCCCGGGGACCCCAUCCGGGACCCCACGAGCGAGAUUCGGAGAGUGGCCGCGCGCGUGAAGAGGGGGAAGAAGCACAUCUAGAGGCGGAUGCGGUGCUGUGUCGUUGGCCCGGCUCUCGCGGCACGCUCGGCGGGGCGACUGCCGUCGGCAUAUCCCGCCGCGGGAGCCAUGCGAGUCGGAGACCGAGGCAUGAGAUCGGGAGAUCGACUCGGGGAGGAGGCCCUAGCUGGUGGUCUUCGUGCUCGUGGGAUGCUGUUUUGCCUCCUGGGGAGGGCAUGCCCUCGGACGUUCUGUGUGCUUGGGCCGAUGGGGGGGCCUCCUGGUCUUGAAUCGGGCGAUCCAUUUCGCAGGGUGUACGCUCGGGCACUCCUCUGGGGUUGCCUUCCGCUGCCGCGCCAGGCACCUGGUCCAGGCCUGCGGCCCCUCUCCUGGUGCCCGUGGGACCGCCGCCCCCCCCUCUCCCACCCCUCCUCUGGAUGGGUACGCACGCCCGUGAGGCUCGCGAACGGGAUCGCCCUCCGCCCCCUCCCCCCUUGUGGUCGUGGCGCUGUGGGCGUCACAGCAGCAUGGGCGAGCGAGGGGGGGGGGGAAAGCAGUUUCUCGCGGUCUGAGCUCGCCCCUCCCUCUUCGUUCUCGGCUGUGUUCUGCACCCCGAGAGUCCAGCCUCGCUUCACCGGUUCGAAGCUGAGAGGGCCUGGGGCCCUGGAUCGCGUGCAGCUCGCGCGUCCCAGCGGGGUCUGUGCGAGGGGGUGGCACCUCGUGCGCCGAGAGCGCCAGUGCUCCCCACGUGCUGACCAGCUUCUUCGCCAUGCCAGAGUGAAAA